GGACCAAGUGGUUUCAGGUAGCAUCGCUUAUCUGCCAGUUCGAGACGCGAUAGCGUGCACGUUGACAUUCAAGAAUGAAGCUCGCGAUUCUUGUAGCUUUGAGCUGGUGCGUGCUGGCGCACGCCAGGCCUCAAUCUGUGAGCGAGCUCCUAUCAGGUCUUUCCGUUUCAGACAUAUCAGACCAAUCGCUGUCUGGAGCGGACGAAGGCGAUGGCGCGGAUUCGCCCGGUUUGUUAUUGAAUAUAAAAGCCCGCAGUGCUGGCACGGAACCAACAGAAGGAAGUUCGGAAUCAUCCUCACGAAGCAGUAGCGCCGAGGGCGGCGACGGUGCUGGGUCGAGUACAGCUGGUUCAGGUGGCUCGGGAGACGGCGAAAGUAGUUCAGAGUCAAGAAGUUCAUCGUCCGCUCUUUCGAUCACGCGUGUACUCCCAAGCGUAGUAACUGUGAAUAACGUUGCUUACGUUAUCGGCUUGCUCCUAGGAACCGACAGUAUCGAAAACAUCUCGGGACUCAUUGAGUACAUCUUCAAUGACACUUCCCUCGGAUCGAUCAUAUCAUCAGUUGCAACUACCGCGCAGGGAAUCCUAUACACCGUUUUCAAUGUCGCGUUCUUCCCAGGACACGCCAUAUUCGGCGUACUGAGCGUCGCCAGGUUGUUCCUGUCGCUCGCUUACAGGUUAGUCAGCAGUCUCUAGGGGACCUAACUUCUACUCGGUGCGCUUAAUUAUUGUAAAUCCAUGAAGUUCAACGGUG
Messenger RNA from Nomia melanderi (Alkali bee), 753 nucleotides. RefSeq lists its product as uncharacterized. The record is from RefSeq and is a predicted model, not a curated record. NCBI's taxonomy places the organism in Eukaryota, Metazoa, Arthropoda, Insecta, Hymenoptera, Halictidae.